GCGGCCACUGAGCCCGCGCGGAUGUGAGAUUCCGGGCUCCUGGAGCCUCUCCAUUGCCGACUGUGGCGCGGCGCUGUUUCGCCCAAGAGGCGGCGGCCAGGCUAGCUGUGAGGCUUGUGGAUUUUUAAAAAAUUGGCUCCGAGGCGGACCAUUUCCUCUCGACAUGCAUCCCUCCGGAUAGACUGAACAUCCCUCGGUCCAUCCCCCGCCCCGCGCGGUCAGAGGCGGGCGCUGGGUGUGUGAAGAGGAUCCGGGUUGAAAUCUGCGCCCCGGGUUCUCGUCCCCGCCCCACCGCCCCCUCGCCCUCCCGGAGUCAAAAUUUCCCGGGGAUUAUGUUUCGGAAAGGUAGGUAAGCGCCGGACGCGGCGCCCGCUUCACGCAGCCGGGACCCGGAGAGCCAGCGAGGCGGCGAGACAGUCCCCGUGGCUGGCAGCGGAGCCGACAGCUCCUCUCUUCUUCUGGAGGUGCUGCUGGUGGUAGGGGGGGAGAGACUUGCUCCAAACACGAACGUCCCCCAGCUCUCCCCCCCUCCCUGUUUUCCGUUAGGAACCCGGCGAGGAAAUACAUGCACUCACUGAGAAUCGCCCGCGCCAGGGCGCAACGCUACAAGGUGUAGGCAGAGUGCGGGGUGGGGCGAGAGGGGACUCAGGAGUCCCCGUGGCUCGGAGCACCCGGGCGUCGGUUCUUCAUCCUGCCCUAGGGGCGGACGGAGUGACCCCGGCCCCCACUCUCUGUCCCGACCAUGGUAGUGUUCAAUGGCCUUCUUAAGAUCAAAAUCUGCGAGGCCGUGAGCUUGAAGCCCACAGCCUGGUCGCUGCGCCAUGCAGUGGGACUCCGGCCACAGACUUUCCUUCUGGACCCCUACAUUGCCCUCAACGUGGAUGAUUCGCGCAUUGGCCAAACGGCAACGAAGCAGAAGACCAACAGCCCGGCCUGGCACGACGAGUUCGUCACCGAUGUGUGCAACGGGCGCAAGAUCGAGCUGGCCGUCUUCCACGAUGCCCCCAUCGGCUACGACGACUUCGUGGCCAACUGCACCAUCCAGUUUGAGGAGCUACUGCAGAACGGGAGCCGCCACUUCGAGGACUGGAUUGAUCUGGAGCCAGAAGGCAGAGUGUAUGUGAUCAUCGAUCUUUCGGGGUCGUCGGGUGAAGCCCCUAAAGACAAUGAAGAGCGCGUGUUCCGGGAGCGCAUGCGGCCCAGGAAGCGGCAGGGGGCCGUCAGGCGCAGGGUCCAUCAGGUCAACGGCCACAAGUUCAUGGCCACCUACCUUCGGCAGCCUACCUACUGCUCCCACUGCAGAGAUUUUAUCUGGGGUGUCAUAGGAAAGCAGGGAUACCAGUGUCAAGUUUGCACUUGCGUGGUCCACAAGCGAUGCCAUGAGCUCAUAAUUACGAAGUGUGCUGGAUUAAAGAAACAGGAAACUCCUGACGAGGUGGGCUCCCAGCGGUUCAGCGUCAACAUGCCCCACAAGUUCAGUAUCCACAACUACAAGGUCCCCACAUUCUGUGACCACUGUGGGUCCCUGCUCUGGGGCCUCUUGCGGCAGGGUCUGCAGUGCAAAGUCUGCAAGAUGAAUGUUCACCGACGCUGUGAAACCAACGUGGCUCCCAACUGUGGGGUGGACGCCAGAGGAAUUGCCAAAGUCCUGGCUGACCUUGGUGUCACUCCAGACAAAAUCACCAACAGCGGCCAGAGGAGGAAAAAGCUCAUUGCUGGUGCUGAGUCCCCACAGCCUGCUUCUGGAAGCUCACCCACUGAGGAAGAUCGGUCCAAGUCAGCACCCACCUCCCCUUGUGACCAGGAAUUAAAAGAACUUGAAAACAACAUCCGGAAGGCCCUGUCAUUUGACAACCGAGGGGAGGAGCACAGGGCGGCAGCAUCCACAGAUGGCCAGCUGGCGAGCCCCGGCGAGAACGGCGAAGUCCGGCAAGGCCAGGCCAAGCGCUUGGGCCUGGAGGAGUUCAACUUCAUCAAAGUGUUGGGCAAAGGCAGCUUUGGCAAGGUCAUGUUGGCAGAGCUCAAAGGCAAAGAUGAAGUAUAUGCUGUGAAAGUCUUAAAGAAGGACGUCAUCCUUCAGGAUGAUGACGUGGACUGCACCAUGACAGAGAAGAGGAUUUUGGCUCUAGCACGGAAACACCCGUACCUAACCCAACUCUAUUGCUGCUUCCAAACCAAGGACCGCCUCUUUUUCGUCAUGGAGUAUGUAAAUGGUGGAGACCUCAUGUUCCAGAUUCAGCGCUCCCGAAAAUUCGACGAGCCUCGUUCCCGUUUCUAUGCUGCAGAGGUUACGUCAGCCCUCAUGUUCCUCCACCAACAUGGAGUCAUCUACAGGGAUUUGAAACUGGACAACAUCCUUCUGGAUGCAGAAGGUCACUGCAAGCUGGCCGACUUUGGGAUGUGCAAGGAAGGGAUUCUGAACGGCGUGACGACGACCACAUUCUGUGGGACUCCUGACUACAUUGCUCCCGAGAUCCUGCAGGAGUUGGAGUAUGGCCCCUCAGUGGACUGGUGGGCCCUGGGGGUACUGAUGUACGAGAUGAUGGCUGGGCAGCCCCCCUUUGAGGCCGACAACGAGGACGACCUGUUUGAGUCCAUCCUCCAUGAUGAUGUACUCUACCCCGUCUGGCUCAGCAAGGAGGCCGUCAGCAUCCUGAAAGCUUUCAUGACCAAGAACCCCCACAAGCGCCUGGGCUGUGUGGCAGCACAGAAUGGCGAGGACGCCAUCAAGCAGCACCCGUUCUUCAAGGAGAUCGACUGGGUGCUCUUGGAGCAGAAGAAAAUCAAGCCCCCCUUCAAACCUCGAAUUAAAACCAAAAGAGACGUCAAUAACUUUGACCAAGACUUUACCCGGGAAGAGCCAGUGCUCACGCUUGUGGAUGAGGCAAUUGUGAAGCAGAUCAACCAGGAGGAAUUCAAAGGCUUCUCCUACUUUGGGGAAGACCUGAUGCCCUGAGAGGUCCCUCCAGGUGGAGUUUGGUGAUGCUGCAAGAAGGGAUCCUGAGAAGGUUGCUGUUUUCCAGAGGCUCAGAGGGUCUUGAACUACUUUUCCUCCCCGGAGCCCCAAUCCCUGUCCACUCUAUUUAUUGCAUUCCCUUACCCCAGGCCAGCUCCUCCUUCCUUCCGCCUGGUGACCAGAAAGCACUCUUGGUUCUUGACUCACCACUGGAGCAGAAUCGGGUCGGGUCAGCAGCUGGCUGGACACGUUGCUGGGUUUGGUCUGGGCAAGCCUGUUUCCACUUCUCGGGGGCUCCUGGCAGUGAAGCAACUUCAGUUCUUUGACUGCGAAGGAAAAUUUAAAAAGCAAACAGGAAGACUCAGUCUCUGCUAUUGGACAUAGAGUUUCAACGACUCGUGCUUCUCGUCCGUCCAAUCCGUUCACCUGACGUCCCUCUGCCCUUCUGUCCAGAAGAGACCGUGCUUCUUCAGCAUGAGGGUGGGCACCCUCGAGGCGUGCCUAUGAAGGACAGAGACUGGGAGAUGCACAGGUUGGCUGCCUGUGUUGGUUUGUCUGGAAUGGCUAAUUCUUGCUUGCUCUGGGUUUGGCUUGGAGCAUGCCAAAGUUGUGGAAGCAUGUAUCUCGUGGAAGAAAUCACUCCUUGUAGAAAAAGAAAUUUGACUUUGGACUCUAUUAACAUUUGAAAAAUAUAUCCUCAAAUUUGCUAAUUGGCCAAGAGAUAUAAAUUCUAUUAUUAAUACAGAUCGAUAUUAAAGGGCUAAUAUGCAACAAGAAACCAAUUGUCCAUGAGUUAUGCUCCUAAUGCGUUAGCGGCAUGUAGGGGCUGGACGAAUUGAAAGGAAAGGAUACAAGUAGUUAUCCUCACUAUUAAAGUCUGGCUGAACACAAAGGUCUCCGCACUGAUGGCCAAGACCCUGGGGCACCAGCACAACUCGGCUCCCAAAUUCUCUUUCCAGUUUUGUCCUAAGUUCCCAGUAAAAACUCUAUUUAUUUUCUGCAGCAGUGUGUUAUUUUUGCGCACUUCUACAAAAUGGUAGUACUACUGUGUUGUGGUUUUUAAACAUUAAACAUGUAAAGUGGAAUAUGAAAUAUCUGCCUUUGGAACAAGCAGAAUGAGGUUAAACGUGGGUUCUGCAGAGGGUGUCAAGAGACUGAAAAGCACCUUGCUUGAAAACCGACAGUGUGGCAAGACAGGCUCAGAGGCUUGUUUCUGUGUGGCGUGUAAAAGCAACUCAUGUGGACACUAUUUCACAGAUGCGAUGUUACCUCCUGUAGAUACGCUGACAGUGUUACAUUCUUUGAUUCCCAAGGGUUCUCUGUGGCUUUGUGUAAAUGUUUCCCGGAGGUCAUUGGAUUAUCUAUUUUCCUGAACUGAUUCAGCAGGGAAUGGAAUCCAUUCCAACCGUUGCACGUGGAUUUCCCAGCUGUCCCUAAAUAUAUCUCCUUGUGAGUGGCAAAGUGGCACUAAUGAAGCUUUUUGCCUUUUGUACAUUUGAGAUUUUUGUAUAUAGUGUUUGCUGCAAGGCCUGUGGAAUUAAUUCAUUGAAUUUAGAGGUAUCAACUGCUGCAUGUUCAGGCAUAUUAUAAAACUUUAGUCUAUGAAAGAAUAAUUCUAAUAAUGUCCAGGUGCAAUACUCUGUAUGUGUAUUGGUUCAAGUUAUUGAGAGAUAAGGUGUGUUUAUUUCUUUGCGGGAGGGGGGGCUCCUUUGUAUUGUUUAUUGCAUUUUGGUUUGUUUUAAAAGAUGUAAACAUAUAUUAAGCUAUAUUAAAUCUCACAUAUAGUUCUCCUGUGCUCUAUUAUGCCCUGAUAGAGAUGGGGAAGGGAAAGGAAUGUUUUUUGAUGGUGGUGUCAAAGCUUGGAUAGUAACUCGCUCGAGCUCACAGGGAGUUGGUGUCCAUAUUUGCACCUGGCUGGUCAUAGCCUUUGUUACUAAUGGUGACAUUCAGUUCUCUCUUGUUUUUAUUUUUUAAAAACUCAGGUGUAAUUAUUAUCUGUUCUUAUGAUAAUUUCAAACAUUAUGCUAUAUCAAUUUGUGUGUUUGGCAUACCAGUGAAGUGAUGAAGAACAGUAGAUUAAUUUAAUUUAUCUUCGGUAACUUGACGUACUAGGGAGAGGCUAUCUUCUGGAGUUGAGUACAAGCACAGAAACAUCUUCACGGUGGCAUCAUCUCAUUUUUUAGGAAGGCAUAACAAGACUGCCCAUCAUACUCAUGCAUCACUACUGCUCUCUCUUUCUCUGCUUCCUUCACCAGGAUGAACUCGGAACAACCAAGCAAGCUCUGACUACAAUGCCAAAUGGCUUUGUCCAAGGGCUUGGUGGUGUUCCCAUGUCGGCGGGGGUGGGGCCCUUCCAGCAGGACGACUGGCGUUUUGGCUGGAAGGUCAAAUAAUAAUGCAUUCCACCCGGCAGCUCCAGGUAGUCAGUCAAUAGGUCGCCUGGCCCAGAGACACCCUUGUCAGUACCCGAAGCUCCACACUUGCUGGGACACCUCCUCCUGGGGGCUGGAGCUGGUAAGUUCUCCCACUGGCCGAUUCAAGCCCCAUGUAGUCUAUAGAAAAAAGCUGGUGUGUUCCUUGAGUAUUCAUUGUUUCACUUUAGUUUUCACAAGAUUUUGGAAGUGGACACACUGUUACAUUUCUGCUGGUCCUUUCUAAUCUUUCCAGGUC
This is a messenger RNA of Pteronotus mesoamericanus, 5626 nucleotides long. It is a transcript of the gene PRKCE, whose product is annotated as protein kinase C epsilon. Gene Ontology annotation, cellular component: nucleus; cytoplasm. Gene Ontology annotation, biological process: intracellular signal transduction; peptidyl-serine phosphorylation. The coding region runs from base 743 to 2956 and encodes 737 amino acids. The transcript has 15 exons. Gene Ontology annotation, molecular function: ATP binding; diacylglycerol-dependent, calcium-independent serine/threonine kinase activity. Lineage: Eukaryota; Metazoa; Chordata; Mammalia; Chiroptera; Mormoopidae. The record is from RefSeq and is a predicted model, not a curated record.